AUGGCUUCUCCAGAUGCAGAGAGUGUAGUUCCCGGUUUUGAGCCAAAGUCGACGAAUCCAGGAUCCUUCGACGAAUUACACAGAAAAGCUAAAGAUGUCUUUCCUACCUGCUUUGAAGGAGCCAAAGUUAUGGUCCAAAAAGGGUUGAGCGCUCAUUUCCAAGUUACACAUACACUUUCCAUUUCGGCUAUGAAUACGGGUUAUCGUUUUGGAGCUACUUAUGUUGGUCAAAAUCAAGUCGGACCUCAAGAAGCAUUCCCGAUAUUUUUGGGUGAUACUGAUGUAGCAGGAAAUACUUCUGCCACCAUCAUUCAUCAAUUCGCCCAAAAGUACAGAAUGCGUUUGUUGGGACAAAUCCAACAAGGCAAACUUGCUGGAGCUCAAGGCUCUUUUGAGAGAAGGGGACGUCUUUCCACACUUGGUCUUACCUUUGCAAAUAUUGAUUUGGUUAACGAGAGUGGAAUCCUUGUUGGCCAGUAUUUACGCCGUUUAACUCAAAAGCUUGAUUUAGGAGCUGAGUUAGUUUAUCAGUAUGGAAAGCAAGUUCCAGGAUCUCAAAUUACUGUUCUAUCUUACGUUGGCCGAUACACCACUGAUUUCUGGACAGCAGCAGCCACUUUUGGAGUAACAGGAGCUCAUUUGACAUACUAUCACAAGCAGAACGAAAAUUUAGCUUUUGGAGUGGAAUUCGAGUGUAAUUCUAAUGUUGGAGAGGCUGUUACAACUUUGGCUUAUCAGGCCGAACUUCCCGAGGAAGGAGUGACUAUGCGAUCCAGUAUUGAUACUAACUGGACUGUUAGCGGAGUGUUCGAGAAGAAGCUUAGUCGUCAACUACCCUUCACUCUUGCUUUAUCUGGACUCUAUAGUCAUGUAAAGGCUGCCGGUAAAUUCGGAGUUGGAUUAAUAAUCGGUUAA
Molecule: messenger RNA, 915 nt
Organism: Auanema sp. JU1783
Lineage: Eukaryota; Metazoa; Nematoda; Chromadorea; Rhabditida; Rhabditidae
Source: the annotation of a GenBank genome assembly